Messenger RNA from Bursaphelenchus okinawaensis, 1226 nucleotides. The record is from the annotation of a GenBank genome assembly. NCBI's taxonomy places the organism in Eukaryota, Metazoa, Nematoda, Chromadorea, Rhabditida, Aphelenchoididae.
AUGUUACCUCGGUUGAUUACAUUCGCCCUCGUGAUAUGGGGAGUAAACGCUGCUGUAAAGGAUGGCGUGUACAAAGUCUACCGGUCGGUGCCACAAAACCAAGAUCAGCUUAUAGCACUCACGGAAAUGUAUCGACGGUCUACAGAGUUGGAUGUGAGUUUACAUUACAAUAGUUUACAUUUUUGUUGACUUUCGACAUUUAAUAUUUUGGUACUUUUUUACUUUGUAAAGAAAGUUUUUGUUGUCUUAAGCUUUGUAAAGAAAGUUCUUGCCAUUUUAAGAUUUGUAAAGAAAGUUCUUGCCAUUUCUUGUGUUGCAAAGUAAGUUCUUGCUAUUUUCUGCCUUUGUAAAGAAAACUCAUUUCAUUUUUGUCAUGUAAACAAAGUUAUUGCCGCUUCAAAGCAAGGAAUCAAAUAUUUUGAGUUUUGCAGUCUGCGAGUGGCAAGUUAUACGAUGAAAAGUUUAUUUAUAAAAAACUGUGUUUUUUAGGUAAUAUAUUUUUUAAAAUGUAAAGAAAGUUUUGGCGAAAGAAUUCAUUUUUAAAUUUUCCUUUUUUGUUAACUUUAUAUAAUUUUAAAAAUAAAAUAAAAUUUUCGUAUUUUAGCUCGACUUCUGGAAAGAGCCAACAGACGUCGAUGCUUAUGUCGAUAUCAUGUCACCACCAUCAGCUCAACAGAUGUUGACCGACUACUUCGAAGCUCACGGAAUCGAAUACAAAAUAACGAUUGGCGAUGUCCAGAAGCUGAUCAUUCAGCGAGAAAAAACCGAGCGAAACCCUUGGGCGAAACACAACUUUUCGGAUCCGAUUCUGGCUUCGUUCUUUCGAAAAAGAAUGGCAGAUGACUUUGUCACCACCAACAAGGCCAAGUUCGGAUUUGGUGGGUUUGGUUGGGGUGAAGAUUGUUUGUUGAGGUUGGGAUGGGCUUUUUGGAUUAUGAUAGGUUAGAAAAGUUUAUUUAUGUCAGGAAGGGGGGGGGGUGAGAAAAAGCUGGGCUUGGUAACCUUUUUUUAUGUUUAGUGGGAGCUGUGGCUCAUUAUUUUUUGAACAAUAUAAUAAAAAAUUACAAUUUAUAGGUGACUAUCACUCAUACGACACGAUAACUCAAUGGCUGGACGAAAUUCAACGAUUCUAUCCUAAUCUAGCUCAAACUUUCAUUAUUGGCACGACUUAUGAAGGACGACAGAUCAAGGGAAUAAAGGUGGGUACUUUCUGUAUUAUCAGUUAG